CCUCGAGUACAAGCCAUCUUCGCAUACCCGAUCAAGUCGUGCCGCGGAGUCGAGCUUCAGACAACGGAGAUCACGAGCACGGGCUUGAAGUAUGACCGACUGUUCUCAUUCGCGCAUUGGGUGCAACGACGUGAUGAUAAGGGACGUGUCAUUGAAGGAGAGUAUCAUUGGAAGUUCUUGACGCAGAGGGAGAAGCCACAGCUCUCGCAGGUCACCACGGAGCUAUGGAUUCCGGAUCCUCGACUUCGUUCCGAGCUUCUUCCGGAGGAUGUCGAGGUGACCGAACAGUCUGGACGUGAUGCGCUCAAUGACUGGGAGGCCAAUGGAGGCUGUUUGGUGGUUCGUUUCCCGUUCGGCUCAGAGGGAAGUACGGAGACUGUCACUUUCAAGCUUCCGCUCAAACCCACCAGUGAGCGAGCUGCGGCCAAAGGGUACACAUAUGCUCCGAUGAAGAUCUGGAAAGACGAUCCGCUGGCCAUCAACGUGUCCUCGGAAAUCGACGCGAUCACCCUCGAGAAGUUGAAGUCGUUCCUCGGAGUCGAUAGGUCAUUCGCCCUCUUCCGCAUCGACGACAACGAUAACCUACGCACUGUCACCCGUUGUCUGCCCAAAGAUCGACUCGAGGAAAAGUUUCAAGUCGGCUUUGCGGACGCGUUCCCUGUCAGUCUGCUCAGCAUCGCAUCAGUUCGCGCGAUCGACGAUUUCCUACCGUCUACAAGUCAGAUCAAAUCCUCCCUAUCCCCGAGGCGCUUCAGAGCAAAUAUCUUCAUCUCCGGAAUCCCAGCCUUCGCAGAAGACCAAUGGAAGCGCAUCAUCCUCGGUCGGGCAGGAAAUCCAGGUGAGGUUGCAUCCGACAGCGAGUUCCAUGUCGCUUGCCGCACGGCGCGAUGCAGGUUGCCGAAUGUGGAUCCUGAGACUGGGCUGAGAGACCGCGAGGAGCCAUUCAUGACGCUGGAGAGGAAGAGACAGGUUGAUGAUGGUGCCAAGCCACAUGCUGUGCUUGGACUGUCAAUGAUCCCGUUGUUUGAGAGGGGUUGGUUGAGGGUUGGAGAGAAGGUCGAGGUCUUGGAAACGGGCGAGCAUGUU
Molecule: messenger RNA, 1086 nt
Organism: Zymoseptoria tritici IPO323
Lineage: Eukaryota; Fungi; Ascomycota; Dothideomycetes; Mycosphaerellales; Mycosphaerellaceae
Exons: 1
Molecular function (GO): pyridoxal phosphate binding; catalytic activity; molybdenum ion binding
Source: RefSeq, a predicted model, not a curated record